GGCGAAGAGAGUAAAUAGAGAGAGAAGCCUCAAGAUGGCUGACUCUCUGAGCUCCGUUCUCCUCGGCGGAGCAGCCCUCGUCAAAAGCCCGCUCCCGAAGCCGACCGAGGCGAAGAGAGCCCCGGACAACCGCUCUCAGUCCUGCCGGGACUUCACCGCACCGCCGCCCAAGAAGCUCCGAGUCGAGGAGAGGAGCGUGAAACCAAAGAAAGUCAUCCGGGAUGGAGGGCUACUGGGAGGCAACUGCAGCGGCGGAGAGAAACUCCAGCAGCAGCCGACGAAGCAGGCGAGUCCCGCGGGCUUAUGGAGCCUCAAUUCGGCCGUUGCGGGAAGCCAAGCACCCCCGAAUACCCACAAAAUGUUAAAGCAGAGUGACUUCUUCCUCCCCAAGACACCAUCUUCUAAGACCAAGAAGCCGAGCAAGGAUAAAGAGAGGGUAAAGGGGAGCGGAGAAGUGAAAAAGAAACUGUUCUUCACCCCGGGGAGCAACGCUAGCAGCGAUCUUAGCAGAUUUAACCACAUUUCUGCAGUGAAAAGACAAAAUGGAGAUGCUACGUUACCACCAAAAGGUCUCCUGCUGCCCGGCAAGACGAAAGAGCGAGAUCGAGAGGAGCGUGAGGAGAAGAAGAAGCACAAAGUGAUGAAUGACAUCAAGAGGGAGAAUGGUCAAGUCAAAACACCCAUUAAAGAUGGCGAAGUCAAUGCCAAGAUCAACUCGGAACUGCAAAUCAAAAAAGCCAAGAAGAAAAAGAAGAAGAAACACAAAGAGGGCGAGAAGCACAAGCGAGUGAAGAUGUACCACCGCUCGUGUCAAACCAUUUGUGCCGGCCUGCUCCUUCUCCCGUCUCCUCCUCCUCCACUUGCGAAUUCCUCUGACGCCGUAUCUCAGUUCAAAUCGCCGCUGCCAGUUUACCCGAAUGACAAAAGCACACACCUGCACAAGAUCUGGCAUGCUUCUCCAAACAAGCACCCGGCACGCUGCAUCCAUCCAGGCAUGGCCGGCCUGGAGUUUGCACCUUACAUCCACAUCGAGUGUCAGCCUAACGGAGGGGCUCUGGUGGCCCAUGCAUACACCUCGCAACUCUCCUCGCUUUCCCCGGGCCAGCGGCAGAGGUUUGCCCAGGAGUUUGUCACUUUGGCAUUCAGUGAGGACUCGUCACAGGCUGCUCAUUAUGUCAUGGGUAUCAUCCACGGGGAGGCCGCCUACCUGCCUGAUUUCCUGGAGUACUUCUCCACCAAGUUCCCAUCAGCGCCGGUCAAAAAGGAGAUCCUGGGAAAGAAGGACAUAGAAACCACCACCAUGGCUAAUUUCUACUCUCAGGUGAAGAGAACCUACAGUCACGGCACAUACCGAGCCGGCGCCAUGCGACAGAUCAGCCUGGUGGGAGCCGUGGACGAGGAGGUGGGGAACUUCUUCCCAGAGUUCCUCAGCAUGCUAGAGGAGUCGCCCUUCCUCAAGCGGACUCUUCCAUGGGGAACGUUGUCCAGUCUAAGCCUGAUGAGUCCCGAUGAGAGCGACGAUGGUCCCAUCAUGUGGGUCAGACCGGGAGAGCAGAUGAUACCUGUAGCAGACAUACCAAAGUCGCCUUUUAAAAGAAAACGCUCCACCAAUGAGGUGAAAAACCUCCUCCAGUCCCUGCCCAGGACCAGUGAGCCCAGAGAGAUGUUGUUCGAGGACAGAACGCGAGCUCAUGCUGACCAUAUCGGCCAAGGUUUCGAGCGCCAGACCACAGCGGCGGUUGGCGUGUUGAAAGCCGUGUGUUUCAAAGAAGGCUCAGAGCCUCCUCGCGUAACCAAAGACGUUGUGUGCUUCCACGCUGCUGAGUUCCCAUAUGUAGUUCAGCGGCUACAGUUGGAUCUAUAUGAACCUCCGCUCUCUCAGUGUGUGCAGUGGGUGGACGAUGCCAAGCUGAACCAGCUGCGCCGCGAGGGCAUCCGAUACGCCCGCAUCCGCCUAUGUCACGACGACGUAUACUUCAUCCCCCGCAACGUGGUCCACCAGUUCAAGACGGUGUCGGCCGUCUGCAGCCUGGCCUGGCACGUUCGCUUGAGGCAGUAUCACCAAGGAGACGUGGAAGGGGAGGAAAAGGAGGGAGAGAAGAAUGAAGAAGAAGCCAAGGAGAGGAUAAAGCUGGAGGAGGUGGAGGGUGAAAGCAGAAACAGGACGUUGCCAAGUGUGGAUAACGACCAUCAGCAUCAUUCACCCCUUUUGUCUCGCUCAGAGGACUCGGAAGCGAGCGGAGCAAGCAAUAAGGAGCAGAAAGAUGAACAACCACAUCAGAUUAAUGUCAAAGCAGAACUUCCUAAACCGGACAAAUCCCCUUCGCCUCUUCUGAAGGCCACCCCAGCCCCUCCUCAUUCUCCUCCUGAUGCAAAAGCAUCAGCAACCAACCAUCAUCACUACUUCCCGCAUCACAGAGAGAGAGAGAGUACCAGCACAUCGCCUUCCAGUUUAUCAUCUUCAUUAGCUGCUCCCAAUCCAUCAUCGUCUUCCUCUUCAUCACCGAGUCCCAAACCUGCACCGGACUCUCAUCCUCUUUCUUCAGAUGCUGCGUCUUCCCAAAUCAUCCCUUCCCCUCAGAAGGAUAAACACUCGCCCCGCGAAGUGGUCUCCAACAGGUGGACUUCGAUGCCAUUCGAGGUUCACGCCCCCGUCAGCUCCCAUGGCGACACACGGACUCAAACGCUCGCGGAGAAAUGGACUCACGGUGCUGACGCAAGCCCCAGGACCUUCAACCCGCUUCAUCCGGACACGGCGAGGCACGUGCAGCAAUACACCCACCCUCCUCCUCCCCUCCCUCCACCUCAUCUCCCUCACAUCCUCCCCCCCUCCUUCUCUCCUCUCCUGCCUCACUCCCACCUCCCCCACAGGUCUCCCCAAAAUCUGCCCCACUUCCUCAGUCAGGCGCAUCACAUCAACCAGCUGCACUUGGACCCCAGCAGCCAGUCCCAGCCCUACUACCCCCACACUCCACUCCCGCCGCUCCCCCCUCACCCACACCACCAGUUCCACCCGCACGCCAAGCCCUUCUACCCCUCGCACUUCCCUUUCCUCCCCUCACAGACGUUCCCCCAGCACACACCCGCCUCUUUCCUGCCUCAGUACCAGUCCGCCGCUCCCUCACCCUCCCUCCCGCACCCUCCGCCUCACGCCUUCCCACCGCCUCCACCGCCGCCGCCCUCCACGGCGCAGUCUCCGCCUCCCCCGCCACCCCCUCUGCCACCCCCUCUGCCCCCAGCCCCUCCAAAGUGUGAGGAGGGGCAGAGUUUAUAGUUUCGGGAUAAAAAAAAAUGUACAGGUUUUAUUUGGGUUGGUGUAAAGCAAUGUAAAAAGGAAAAUGAUUUAACACAAUUUUCAAGUUUUGUUUUAGAUAGUACUGAUGAUUUGAGCUUUUAUUUUAUGUACAGCUCACAGAAAGGGUUCAGCUGUUUGGCAUGAAGGAAGUUCCCCAAUUCAGUGCUUCCUUCUAGCCAAUGAAGACGAUUAAUUAUCUGUAAUUGCCAGCCCUGGGUUAUGCAUCAGCCUUGCAUUGUUUCCAAGCUACUGAUGAGUCAUUACGUCUGAAUAUUAACAGCAAUGUUGCAAUCAUGUCUGCUGAACUUAAAUACUGAUCACUGUAAAGAAAAUGGAAAUUACACAAUCAGGAAGAAUCCUAAAUUGUAAUUCAGUAUUGCACACAUGCAGCAUAUCACUACUUCCUAAAUGUAACAGUCAGUUCUUCCAAGACUUUUUGUACACGUCACAACUACUUUAUUUGCUUAUUAUGAAUGUUUGAUACUUCCAAAAGCACUUAGUGACAGACAUUCUGCUUCCAAAACAAUGUGUCGCUCAUGGAAUGUUUCUUUCUCCUCCCACGUGCUAAUGUAGCCCACGACAUUCCCCUUCUAGUGCCUGUCCUCAUGGAAUGUUCAUACGAGAGACUUUGUCCUUUUCAUCAAGUUCCUGGUUUGUGACUCUUCCCACUGGACAAUUAGACCAAAGCCUUAAAAAAAAUUAUCAGCUUUUCUGGGGAACUGCCCAGAAGCCAAGUUGAGUUUUCCACUGUUUUAGUCUCACCGCUAGAGUGGAAAAUCUCUCCCAAAAUAUGUAAGCUAAUGCCUCACUUCUCAUGCUUUUUUUUUUUUUUGCCCCCCUCAGAAAGCUUCACUUGAGAGGUGGAGCACUUGAUGCGCCUUUUGAGGUUCAAACAAAACAAAUUCUGAUGUGAUCUUUUUUUUUGUUGUUUUAUACAGUAGAAAGUCUUCAGGGACUUUUUCAGGAUUUAUUUAUCUGUGUUUUUCUAUUUGGUUUCAGCACUGUAGUGUACAUAAGAGGUUUUGUAAAGCGUUUCUACUUUAAAUAAGUAAGAGCCUAACUAAUAAAAAGGUUCACUGGAUAAACUAAAUAGUUGGUUGCCUACCAUCCAUCCGUUUUCUAUGCCGCUUAUCCUCACUAGGGUCGCAGGUAUGCUGGAGCCUAUCCUUGCUGACUUCAGGCAAGAGGUGGGGUACACCAGUCGCAGGGCUCAUAAAGACAAACAUUCACAUUCAUACCUAUGGACAAUUUAGAGCCUAAAAUAUGCAUGUUUUUUUGGAAUGUGGGAGGAAAUUGGAGUAUCUGCAGAAAACCCACGCACGCACAGGGAGAUCAUGCAAACUCCAGAGAGAUGCCCAACGGAGAUUCGAACCCAGAUCUUCCUGAUCUGACCACGCGUCUACCGUGCAGCCCUGGUUGCCAACCAUUAUAACAAAUUUGUCUUUUUCUGAUGAGUAAAUGAUUACUUCUACUUGAAAGUGAGUCGUAUGGCCUGGAAUGCUUUCACUUCCUCUUAGUGUGUUCCUGAAGGACAGGCGCCAUAAACACUAAAGUCAGAGCUGUGGGUACACCGCUAGUAGAGCUAACAUGGAUGUGCACAUUUAGCAGAAAAUCUGACAAUUUCAGAGGAGGAUCAUCUUUUAUUUUUAUAUAAGAUGACUUAUAAUAGCAAAACAUCUGAAUUACUUAUCAGCACAGUGCAAAAUGAUGCAAUUAAUGUGAAAAAUGCAAUGUUUCUAUCCAGAAUGUCACAUUUUAGGCUUGAGUCUCUCAAGAAUGUAAAUAACUUCAGCCACAGAGUACAGUACUUGACUUUGGACAAAAUAAUAAGGAUGCUUGAUUGCACUUAAUAAUUUGUAUGGCAUUAAUGGACUAGCAAUACAGUACUAAACACGUUGGUACCAAAAUACAAUAUAACAAUGUAAUAUUCCAGUGUAUUGUUCACCCUAGUCUUGCAAGUUUCAGUGCCAAGUCUGGUGAGGUUUUCAAAUGGCAGCUUUUAGGCCUCUCUCCGCUCAGGAAAAAUGUUGAAGCCCAGCUCCACCAGCGCCCCUAGCAGCAUGGUCCACAGAGGAAUGCACACAAAGGUGAGCUUCACCUCGGCCAGUCUCUCCAGCUUGGCACACAGGGUCAGGCAGAAGCCCAGCUUGAGCAGCAUGGCCGCCAAGUACCAGGCGCGCAAACGCAUGUCUGGUGAGCCGUUGCGGGGGUCGAAGCCUGGCUUGCACCGGCCGGCCAUCUUGAUGGUGAGCAUGAGGAGGAGGAUGCCGUCGAAGACCCACACCGGGAGGAAGAUGAGGAACCAGUUCCACUGCACCUAAAUGAAACCCCAUGUUAUUGUGUGAUUGCAAAAGCGACAAGGUGGGGGGGCCUACAAUCAGUGACGCGUGGAAACAAAUUUCCGUGGUACCUCGUUCAACAUUUGGGCGAUCUUGAGCACCUGUGGCGGCAAGGACGUCAGAGGUGAUUUAAGCCCCAGCUGCCAACUAAUCACUCUCCUUCUCCAGGGUGGGGGACAUGCUGCAGUUCAUUCUCCCAACUUUGGUUUGGUAGUUUUUGUUGACUUCAGAUUUACAUUCCGCAACAUACAUACACACUUCGAUGC
Messenger RNA from Dunckerocampus dactyliophorus (ringed pipefish), 5900 nucleotides. Its product is annotated as lysine-specific demethylase RSBN1L-like. The transcript is spliced from 9 exons. Lineage: Eukaryota; Metazoa; Chordata; Actinopteri; Syngnathiformes; Syngnathidae. The record is from RefSeq and is a predicted model, not a curated record. Gene Ontology annotation, cellular component: nucleus. The coding region runs from base 35 to 3274 and encodes 1079 amino acids.